Chlamydomonas reinhardtii is the source of this 1572-nucleotide messenger RNA. RefSeq lists its product as uncharacterized. Bases 678 to 923 code for a protein of 81 amino acids. The transcript is spliced from 2 exons. Lineage: Eukaryota; Viridiplantae; Chlorophyta; Chlorophyceae; Chlamydomonadales; Chlamydomonadaceae. The record is from RefSeq and is a predicted model, not a curated record.
UCUACACACAUUGCUGCUUCGCCGCGAUACUUUCAAAUUGCAGUGUCCUGGAUGCUUCCUGUUAGGAUGACCCCUUAUCACUGAAGCAACCGAGCCAAAAUCUGAGCGGAGAUCGCAUAACGCGUUUCUUUCGCAGUGAUGUCCCGAGAGUUUUCAAUCUGAGACCCCAGAAUUGGGGCGGGUGCAACCACCAGGAAGCAAGGAUGCUCAGUCUGAGGUUGAGCUGGCGACGCGGCGGGUGGGGGCGGGCCCCGCGCUCCUCCGGCUGUUGUGCUUGCGCACCCGGCCGCCGCGGCACCCCUUCCCCCAGCCGUGGGUGCGGCCUCGACAAGCGCAGUGGGCGGGCCAUGGGAGAAGACGAGCCAAAUAUGAGCGCCGCUCGUUCGGCGUGAUGAUCGGAAAGUUGGACUGAGAAGGAUCUCCCGAUGCCCUGGCCUCGCUGCGCGCCGCACCUCGGUUUGGGGGGUCUGGGGGUCGCUAAGGCUGGGUAGUGCUGCCGGCAGCCAGAGGCAGGGUGCGGGCACCUGCGCCCGCGGACUGGUGAAUGCACCGGUGCAGGCGCUGGCGGCUAUUGCUGUGCCGGGGGCGCCGCGGCGGCUCGCGUGCAGGCGGGCGGGUGGGUGUGGCGGCGUGUGUGGCACGGCGCCGGCUCGGCAGCUGCACGGCAAUGCACAGGCAUGCCUGCGCGUGACGAAACAUCAGCGGGCCUCCGAGCCCCCGCACGCCGCUGUUCGCGCAGCGGUGCGCGCGGGGCGGUGACGAGAACAACCAAAGUGACCCUGACGCGGGCACACCUGUGGCCGUGCGGCGCCGGGUCGGCGCCUGCUGCCGCCGUUGCGCCCACCACACACACGCCCGUGGCGCCACGACCGCUGCGCCCCCCGGGUGCACGUGGCCUGCCUGCCUGUGCUCGGCUGCACUAGCUGUCCGCGUGGUGCGGUGCACCCCAACUUCAUUUCUAUCCUCCUGCAUUCGCGCAUACGCACCCACACCACCACCACUAUCACCAUCAUGGCUGCUAUGCUUGGCAAGGACGCGCUUGCGCUGUGAGGUGGUGUGUGGUUGCUGGGUGCCGCCGUGUGAUGAUUAGCCCCAGCUGCCCGGCAGCCGGCUGCUGCCCGUGUGUCAGACCCUGGGGCGGCGCGCCGACAUGCGCGCAGCCGCCCCGGGCAGCUGCAGCUGCAGCGGCGCUGGCCGCUGCCGGACGGGGCAUGGGGCCCGCAGUGACCUGUGGCACGUAUGAGCACGGCGGCACCCUGCAUGGACGGCAUGUCACACACGGGGGCACCGCACAGGCACACAUUGCACACACCGCAUAUGCAUGCGCACUUCAGCCAGCUGCCACAGGAAGCGUGUCAUCGCAGCCACCCCCUCCGCCCCCGCACUGCUCGGCCGCAUCCGCAAGCUACGAAGGCCGUGGACAGCUGCCUACUAAGUUGUUCGGGGAAAUGCAGUGGUGGGGGUAUUUCGGCGCUUGCGUGUCUCCCGCUCUCGACUGAAAGAUGCGGUGCUUGCGUUUGUGGGACGUUUGGAGUUGCUAGGGGUUCGCCUGGAGGUAGGGACUCACCGGGG